Molecule: messenger RNA, 3317 nt
Organism: Ananas comosus (pineapple)
Lineage: Eukaryota; Viridiplantae; Streptophyta; Magnoliopsida; Poales; Bromeliaceae
Product: putative lipoxygenase 5
Exons: 9
Coding region: 87-2846 (919 amino acids)
Biological process (GO): lipid oxidation
Molecular function (GO): metal ion binding; protein binding; oxidoreductase activity, acting on single donors with incorporation of molecular oxygen, incorporation of two atoms of oxygen
Source: RefSeq, a predicted model, not a curated record
UCCAACCAAAAAAAAAGAAAAAAAAGAAAAAAAAAAACCAUUUCUCCUCUUCCCAAAUUCAAAAACUCUUGUCGAAUUCGAAUAAAAUGGAAGCUCAAAUGGCUUUUUCGAUCGAGAUUCGCAAUUCUUGGUUAAUCCAGACACCAUCAUCGUCAUCGUCAAGCUCCAGCAACGCGCUCUCCUUCUCGCGCUCUAUGCUUCCGAUGGCGGGGGCGGCGGAGAGGCGGCGGCGGUGGCGGCAGUGCGCGGAGCGGAGGCCGCGGAUGAAUCCCGCGAUGGCGGCGGCGGUGACGGAGAGAAUUGUGAGGAUGGAGACGGAGAUCGAGAAGCCCGUGAAGUUCACCGUCCGCGCGGCCGCGACAGUGCGGCGGAGGCGCAAGGAGGAUGUCAAGGGGAUGAUCGCGAACCAAAUCGACGCCUACUCCGACAAGAUCGGGAGAAAUGUUGUUUUGGAGCUCAUUAGCACCGAAAUUGAUCCAAGGACCGGAGCACCACGGACGAGCAAGCGGGCCGAGCUGAAGGGGUGGUUCGAGAAGAAGGACACGAAGGCGGAGCACGCGGUGUACACGGCCGAGUUCACGAUCACUUCGGCCUUCGGCGAGCCGGGCGCGAUCGCCGUCCUCAACCGCCACCACCGCGAGUUCUACCUCGAGAGCAUCGUCGUCGAGGGGUUCGGCCCCGACCCGAUCCACUUCACCUGCAGCUCUUGGGUCCAGCCCACUAGAAUCCACCCCAACAAAAGAAUCUUCUUUACCAAUAAGCCUUAUUUGCCGUCGGAGACACCGCCGGGGCUGAGAAUGCUGAGGGAAAAGGAGCUGCGAGAGCUAAGAGGUGACGGAACGGGCGAGCGAAAGCUCACCGAUCGAGUCUACGACUUUGCGACCUACAAUGACCUGGGGAACCCCGACAAGGGGGCCGAGUGCGCGCGACCGCUCCUCGGCGGAGAGGACAAGCCUUAUCCGAGAAGAAUGAGAACUGGAAGGCCCCCGGCUAGUUCAGAUGCGCGGGCCGAGAGCAGGGUGGAGUAUCCAGUACCGGUAUACGUCCCGAGAGACGAAGCAUUCGAGGAAGGGAAGGAGGAGAUGCUUUCGGACGGAGCCUUGAAGGCGCUGCUCCACAACCUGGUCCCCUCCCUUGUCGCGUCGAUUUCGUCGGAAAGCAUCGACUUCAAGGGCUUCCACGAGGUCGACAACCUCUUCAAAGAAGGCAUUCGCUUGAAGCAAACAUUACAAGACCAGCUCCUCCAGAAGAUCCCCGUCGUGAGCAAGUUGUUCGAGUCCGGCGAGGCCCUGCUCCGCUACGACAACCCCCACAUCCUUACAAAGGACAAGUUUGCGUGGCUGCGCGAUGAUGAGUUCGCCCGCCAGACGCUCGCCGGCAUCAACCCCAUCAACAUCGAGCGCCUUCAGGCAUUUCCUCCCGUUAGCCAGCUCGAUCCGGCCGUCUACGGCCCGCCUGAAUCUGCCAUCAAGGAGGAGCACAUCGCCGGCCACCUCGACGGAAUGUCGGUCCAACAGGCAAUUGCGAAAAAUAAGUUGUACAUUCUGGAUUACCAUGACAUCUACCUUCCGUUCCUCGAUCAAAUCAACGCGCAAGACGGCCGGAAGGCGUACGGUACUCGGACCAUCUUUUUCUUGACGAGCUUGGGGACUUUAAAGCCGGUGGCGAUCGAGCUCAGCCUCCCGCCGAUGGGCCCUAAUUGCACCCGGGCAAAGCGCGUGCUCACGCCGCCCACCGACGCCACCAGCAAUUGGCUGUGGCAGCUCGCCAAGGCUCACGUUUGCUCGAACGACGCGGGUGUUCACCAACUCGUCAAUCAUUGGUUGAAGACCCAUGCGUGUAUAGAACCAUUCAUUAUCGCUGCGCAUCGGCAGUUGAGCGCGAUGCACCCGAUCUACAAGCUUCUGAAGCCGCACAUGCGGUACACCUUGGAGAUCAAUGCCAUCGCACGCCAGAUCCUCAUCAACGGCGACGGCGUCAUCGAGUCGGGCUUCACCCCGGGACGGUACUGUGUGGAGAUGAGCGCCGCCGCCUACCGCGAUCACUGGCGGUUCGACCAGGAGGGCCUCCCCGCCGAUCUCAUUCGAAGAGGAAUGGCCGUAGAGGACCCUACGCAGCCCCACGGCCUCCGGCUGCUCAUCGAGGACUAUCCGUACGCCACCGACGGCCUCCUUUUGUGGUCCGCCAUCGAGCGGUGGGUCCACACCUACGUCUCCGCCUGCUAUCCUUCGGUCCACCACGUCCAGGCCGACACGGAGCUGCAAUCCUGGUACGCCGAGUCAAUCCACUCCGGCCACCCGGACAAGCGCCACGCCCCGUGGUGGCCGCGGCUCUCCUCCCCCGCCGACGUCGCGUCCUUCCUCACGACCCUCAUAUGGCUCGCCUCCGCGCAACACGCGGCACUCAACUUCGGCCAGUACCCGCUCGGCGGCUACGUCCCCUGCCGCCCCCCACUGAUGCGCCGCCUCAUCCCCAUCCCCGGAGACCCCGAAUUCGAAAACCUCACCGCCGACCCCCACAGAUUCUUCCUGUCGGCGCUGCCGAGCCUGACGCAGGCGACGACGUUCAUGACGGUGAUCGACACGCUGUCGACGCACUCCGCCGACGAGGAGUACCUCGGGGAGCGGCCGGAGCCCGACGCGUGGACCGGGGACGCCGCGAUGGUCCGCGCGGCGCGGGAGUUCGCGGCCGACGUGCGGCGGGCCGAGGAGGAGAUGUCGCGGCGGAAUUCGGACCCGCAGAGGCGGAACCGCUGCGGCGCCGGCGUGCUGCCGUAUGAGCUCAUGGCGCCCAGCUCGACGCCGGGGAUCACCUGCCGGGGGGUGCCCAACAGUGUAACCAUUUGAAUUUAUUUUUCGCACGCAUUUGACCCUGCGAAUACAUAAAAUUGCACGAAUACGCUCGCAAAGUUGGUAUUUGCAUACUCCCUGUUAAAGCUAUAAAUAUCUACAAUUUUUUUGGCGUAAAUACGCAAAUAAGUGAGAUUUUUCAGGGUACAAUGACAAAUAUCAAUUUUGUGUAGGUUUUUCUACAAUUUUGUAUAUUUGUAGGGGUAGGAUUAAUGCAAAUAUUCUAAAUAACCAAUUGUUGGUUGGGGAUUAGUUCUUGCUUCAUUUUUGCCCCCAUUUUUUUGGUGAAUUGAGAAAUGUACUAAGAAAUUUAAGGGGUUAAUUAUGUAAAGUGUAUAUAUCCAUAAAAUUAAUAAGGUUUUGUUAUAGGAGGAGAGUUAGAGAAAUAUGUCAUAGUGUUUAUCUCAUGUAAUUAAAGGGGUUAGGCAUUAUUUAGCCGAUGUAUUGUACUUUUUUUUUUUUGCUGAA